Molecule: messenger RNA, 2465 nt
Organism: Paramecium octaurelia
Lineage: Eukaryota; Ciliophora; Oligohymenophorea; Peniculida; Parameciidae
Source: the annotation of a GenBank genome assembly
AAAAUGUUAGGCAAAAAGUAGAGUUCAUGUGUUGGGUUCAAUCCCUUUAGCAGAUAUGAAUAAGAAAAGCCAAGCAUAAGUACUAAAAUCAUCAACAAAUUGAAAAGCUUAUUUUAAAUCAAUUUAAAUCCUUCCUCUUGUAUAAAAAGGGAACUGAUAUUUUAAUAGACUAUUUAUGUUCCUGUCGAUUUAGAUAUCGUCGGAGCAUAGACUAUUGAACAUGGUAACAUUAAUAUUGAUUAAGAUUCCAUUCAAAUAUGUCAUUCUCAAAGCAGCAUUAAAUAAAGAAGAUACAAACCCAUUAGUUUUGAUGAUCAUCUCAAAGAAAAGAAAUAAGUAGAAUUGUUAAAUGAAUUCAACAAAAAGGUUUAAAAAGAAAAAGAAAAACAGAAAAAGAAGGUCAAUGGUAAUUAUACAAUAAUUAUUACAAUCAGAUUUGCAAUAGAGUUUCGAUCGUGUUUUACCAUAAGAUAUCCAUAUCGCUGACGAGAAAAAGGUCAUUCAACCUCGAAAAAAACUUAGUUCUCAAUAAUACAAAAAAAGAAAGCUUGAUUGUAAGAUUUUUGAUAUAAUCAUAGAGAAAAAAAAAUAAGUGGGAAUCAAAGUUGUAUAUACGAAACAUGUAUACGAUUAAAUAUAGGAUAGUAUAAAUGAAAGUAGAAUAAAAGAAGUCCCAGAAUAAAUGAGCGAUGAUUCCCUUAAAAAUAAUAGUCUCCUUGCAGCAGAACUAAAAGUAAAGCCACAAAAGAAAGAAAUGAUUAUUAUUUCAUUAGAGGAUGAGUAAAAAAAAGAGCGAGAACCCCCUCUGAAAAAUGAAAUCAAAGAAAAUCAAUCAAAAAAGUUAAGAAAAUCCUCAUCCAUGAUUAAUUUGAAUGAAUAAGAGGCUAAAUCAUUUUCUUGCAGUCCUAAAAAACUUGAAAAUUCACAAUCCAAAAAACAAUCCGAUCUCAUAAAUAUAACUAAGUAAGUUGAACCAUUAAUUAAUGAAGUCAGAAAAGCAAUAAAAAGGAAUGAAAAAUAAACUGAAUUUUCAGUUUAGCCACAAUAGACUGUAAUCAAUUUCUUAGUUCAAGGAUCAGGGGAAUAACAGAAAAUUUAAACAAUAAAUAAUAGCUCAUUACAAAAGAAGGAAGUUUCUGAAGAUGUUAAGCAAACUGAAGUAUAAGAAAGACAUAUUAAUAAUUUUUCAGAGACUCCUUUGUUGGGAUUUGGAAAGAACAGCAAUGGUCCACAAGGUUAAACAAUUCCUUAUAAUAUCAAUGUGCAAUCGUCUUUAUUUGCGCCUAAUGAUUCAAAGGACUAGGAUCUAUAAAAAUCAUCUAAUCAAUGUUCAGGUUAGAAUUUAUUUUAAAAUUAAUUCACUUCCAACCAAAAUAAGUCACAGCCUCUAAAUUCCUUUUUAAAUGAUAAUAAAGAGACUUUAGAUCAACCAAAAAAGAUUGAAGAAAGUAAAUAAACUUAUAAUAUUUUCAAUAAUACUUAAGAAAGUUAAAAUGAUUAGUUACCCCUUAAAAAAUAGCUUUUUGAAAGCUUAACUUAUCAAUCCUAAUCUACUUAAGGAGAACAGAAAGAAGAAAGCAAAUAGAAUCAGCCUGAUGAUAGCAAUUAAAAGCCUGAAAUUGAAAAUACUUAGCCUAAUUCUAUUGCCUUAAAUUUUUAAUUGAAAUCAUCAUCUGAUAAUAAAUAAGACUUUUAAUUUAACCUCAAUAGUUAACUAAAUUAAGUAAGUCAAUAAACUCCUUUUCAAAUUUUAUAAUAGCAGCCACCAAAAAAUGAGAACAAUAAAACUGAUAUUUUUACUACUGAUCUAUUAAUUAACAAAGUGGCUACUCCAGUUAAACAAAUAAGCAAUCCCUUUCUAUAAUAAUCAUCUAAAAUCGAUUAAGAAUAAAUAAUCUCCUAUUUUUCAAUUCAUUCAUAAUAAUAAAAUAAAAUCAAUUAGGACGAUCCUGCUAAAGCUUAGAUCCCCCAAUUUACAAAUGAACUAUUUAAUAAAUAAAAUACUGGCGCUUCUAUGUUUAAUCUUCCAAAUAGAAAUGCAUUUCAAGAAAGUGCGAAUAAUAAUAUGAAAAUGAAUAAUAAUGGUGUGAAUAACGAUAUGGAAAUCACAGAUACACUAUUAAUUUCAUAAUAAUUCUAACAUUAAUAAUAAUAGUCAUUGUAAACAUAAAACACUUUUGGAUCUUUUAAUUAAUCUCAACUUGGAACCAAUAAUUUCUUUCCAUAAAUGCAAUAGCAAAUUUCAAGUGGGUUUAACCCUGUUUAAUAUUUUUAAAAAAACCCCUAGUAAUAAAAUGAACAUUAAACUUAAUACUUUUAACUCCAUCAAACUAAUGGUAACAAUGUAUUUAUUAUUCUUAGGUAUAUUCACUUAGGAUCCCCCUAAGUAAACAAAUUAAUCAUAGAGUUUGAAUAACAGUUUUUCAAGCAGGAAUGGCAAUAAAAAAUAAAGAAUAGAUCAAUGA